This is a messenger RNA of Prionailurus viverrinus (fishing cat), 1594 nucleotides long. RefSeq names its product transmembrane 4 L six family member 1 (gene TM4SF1). The transcript has 6 exons. Bases 154 to 762 code for a protein of 202 amino acids. Lineage: Eukaryota; Metazoa; Chordata; Mammalia; Carnivora; Felidae. Gene Ontology annotation, cellular component: membrane. The record is from RefSeq and is a predicted model, not a curated record.
GCAUCUAUCACCACGACGAGGAUGUAAACAGCGCCCCCUGGAGUUAAGCACAGAGACCCUACUUACUGGUCAAGACAGGCAUACUCUCUUCUGACUUGGCUAUCACUGAGCUGCAGAGUGAAGAGGGAAAUCCUCGCAGCCUCUGCCACCACCAUGUGUUAUGGAAAAUGUGCACGGUGCAUCGGACAUUCUCUGGUGUGGCUGGCCAUCCUCUGCAUUGUAGCUAAUAUUUUGCUUUACUUUCCAAAUGGGGAAACAAAAUAUGCCUCCGAAAACCAUCUCAGCCGCUUCGUGUGGUUCUUUUCUGGCAUCGUAGGAGGGGGCUUGCUGAUGUUCCUGCCGGCAUUCGUAUUCAUUGGGUUGGAGCAGGACGACUGUUGUGGCUGCUGUGGCCACGAAAACUGUGGCAAGAGAUGCGCGAUGCUUUCUUCCGUCCUGGCGGCCCUCAUUGGGAUUGCAGGGUCUGGCUACUGCGUCAUCGUGGCAGCCCUGGGCUUGGCCGAAGGGCCAGUAUGUCGUGAUUCUUUUGGCCAGUGGAACUACACCUUUGCCAACACCGAUGGACAGUACCUUCUGGAUACCUCCACAUGGUCCCAGUGCACGGAACCCAAGCAUAUUGUAGAAUGGAACGUCUCUCUGUUUUCCAUCCUCUUGGCCCUGGGUGGAAUUGAAUUCAUCUUAUGUCUCAUUCAAGUAAUAAAUGGUGUGAUGGGAGGCAUAUGUGGCUAUUGCUGCUCUCGCCAACAGCGAUACGACUGCUAAAAGAACCACCCCACGACAGAACCACGAUCUUCCUUUAUUUCAUUGUAAUUUAUAUAUUUUACUUGUAUUAAUUUGUAAAACUUUGUACUAGUGUAUCAUACUCCGUAUAUUCUACUUUUAUAAAUGUGUAUAAAAGCUGGCAUCUUCACGUGAUGUCAGUGUUUGAGCGUAGCAAACUGUUUUUUUAGGAAUGAGAAAAUCCACGAGGUAAUUUACAGACUGAAUGACGGUCGGUCCUCAGCAUAGCUGAGACAAACUCUGGCCUGAGUGAUGUUUUUUAGAAACAUUAUAAGGAUAAGUAUCACCCUCCAAUUACUAUUAUCUAUGCCUGGGUUUAUUAAAGGAAAGAUUUCUAAUUGCUUUUUUUAAGAUCGUGAAGGAGAAAAUCCAAAAACUUGAAAAGAUGUGUCUUUUUCACUGUUUAUAUGGUGUUUCCCAUUCAUAUGCCUGCAAAUCUCUGGCAAGAGGCCUUUUUGAAGUGUUUCAUGUUUCAUAAGAGACAGACUCUUGCCCAGAGAGGGAGGGCUGGUUGAGAGUGCCCUGAGCUGAAGGAAGGCAUCAAAACAUGCAAUGCUGCUGAGAGUACUGGCAGGUCCUAAGUUUCUCUAACAGGUAGAACACUUUUUGUCCUUCAGAGACAAGCACCAAGGAUCAUGUAUUGACAAAGAAAAAGGCCUGGAUAGUUGGAUGAGGAAAAGAUGGGAAACGGACUAAAGCAGUUUCAUCAGCAUUAUGGGAAAAUGGGGCAGGGGGAGGAAGGGCAGAAGGAACAUGGGGAAACACCCCCCAACUUUGAUGGUUUAAAUACAACAAAAUAAAGUAUCCACUACAA